Molecule: messenger RNA, 930 nt
Organism: Amaranthus tricolor (Joseph's coat)
Lineage: Eukaryota; Viridiplantae; Streptophyta; Magnoliopsida; Caryophyllales; Amaranthaceae
Exons: 2
Coding region: 1-930 (309 amino acids)
Molecular function (GO): nucleic acid binding
Source: RefSeq, a predicted model, not a curated record
AUGGUUAAAGAAAAAGAGCUAGAUCAUUUAAAUAGGAGUCAAAUAAUGCAUGAGCUUUUAUUGUCACUAAACAUUAAAGGGAAGCCAGCACACGGGGUCAUCAAUGAAAUUGCCAAGAACUACGAUCUGCAUAGGAGGACAGUAGGAAGGAUAUGGAGACAGAUUCGGGAUCAAAAAAAGAAUAAUCAAGUACCAAUUAAUGUCAACAACAAGAAGAAAGGCAGCAAAGCAAGGACAUUCAUCCCCUUUGAUGAAAAAAAGUUCAAGUCAAUUGAAAAAGCGAAGAAGACAAGUUUAGCAGCACUUUGCAUUUUAGAUGAGCAAACAAACAACUUCACAUUUAAUGACAUGUCAAAUGUAGUGCACAUAGAUGAAAAGUUGUUUUACAUUACAAGGACACAACAAACAUUUUAUCUGACUCCAGAUGAAAUAGAGCCACAUAGAGAAAUCCAAUCUAAAAGAUUUGUGCCCAAGAUCAUGUUUAUGUGUGCGGUUCCAAGACCAAUCUUUUCUAGUGAAGGUGAGAUGAUUUUUGAUGGAAAGAUGGGCUUAUUUCUUUUUUCUCAUGAAGUAGCAGCACAAAGAAGUUCAAAAAAUAGGAAGAGACGAGAGUCAGAAACCAAACCAAUACAAUCAAUCACUAAAGUACACACAAGAGAUAUGAUUGUGCACAAGAUACUACCAGCAAUUAGAAGUAAAUGGCCACCACAUUUAAGCAAAACAAUAUUCAUUCAACAGGACAAUGCUAAGCCACACAUUUUAGAUGAUGAUGUAGUGUUUAGAGAGGUGGCAACACUUGAUGGAUUUAGCUUCCACUUAGUGCAACAACCUCCUAACUCACCAGAUAUGAAUGUGCUUGACUUAGGGUUUUUUAGGUCAAUACAAUCGUUACAACAUCAAAAAUUAGCAUACAACUAUGACAGUAAGUAA